Molecule: messenger RNA, 1044 nt
Organism: Scatophagus argus
Lineage: Eukaryota; Metazoa; Chordata; Actinopteri; Scatophagidae
Gene: creg2
Product: cellular repressor of E1A-stimulated genes 2
Exons: 4
Coding region: 16-978 (320 amino acids)
Source: RefSeq, a predicted model, not a curated record
UUCGCUGGUUUGUCAAUGGGGGUCGCUGUUAUCCUGCUGUCUGUUGCGAAAUCUCCUCGUGUUACAAAAACACAGACACGUGAGGUUGUAAACAAGAGCCUGGAUGAGGGGCGGCCAUUGUCCGAACUCAAUGAUAUGAGGGCCCGUUAUUUCCCACUGGCACUGUUUGCCAGCCUCCUGUGUCUGUGUCAAAGCUACACCCUGAGGAGCUCGGUGUCCUGGGUGGUCCCUUCCAACGAUGUCGUCGAGGACGCGGACCUGUCGGAGGAGGUGGCCCCGGCGUUGCUGGUGGACAGCGCGGGGCUGUGGAAACAGGCUUACCAGUCCUCCAACGUCCUCGGAGACAGCGUGGAGAGCCCCGGAGAGCUAGUCGAGUCAGAAAGAGACGACGUGACGCAGCUUUCCUCUCGCCUCUUUUCAUACAGGCUGGAAAAGGUGAAGAAGUCCGCUAGCAGCAGUCCUCCCCCUCACCAGGAGACAGCCAGGACUGCUAGAUACAUAGCUCAUUACAGUGACUGGGGACAUCUGGCCACCAUCUCAACUCAAGACAAGAUCAAAGGUCUCCCCUUUGGGAACAUCUUCUCAGUGAGUGAUGGACCACUGGACAACAGCACUGGAGUCAUCUAUUUCUAUGUGACUCCAAUGGACAACACUGUGUCGGACCUGAAAAGUAAUCCCUUUGCUUCUCUCACUUUCUCAGAAGCUGAAGGAGAAUUCUGCAGGCAAAUGGUCUAUGAUCCAGAGGAUCCAAGAUGUGCUCGACUCACGCUAACAGGCAAGAUGGUGGAGGUGGCCCCAGAGGAGCUCGCAUUUGCAAAGGAAGCAGUGUUUUCAAGACAUCCUGUGAUGGCAAAGUGGCCAGUGGGACACAAGUGGUUCUUCAUGAAGCUCGAGUUGAUCCAGGUCUGGCUGCAGAAUUGGAUUGGAGGCAUAUCACUCAUUCCACUAGAGGACUACUUUAAAGCUACGCCUUUCUGAGAAAAUAGCCCUCGCUUUGCAUCAUGUCUGCCUGUACAGAUCAUUUCAACCAUCUACACCACAGAU